UUCUUUUUGACUUAUUAAUAAAAACUGUAUCGCUAGUUUAGAGAUAAGUUUUAAUUUUUUUAAUUUAUUAAUAAGUACUUUCGUUUAAUUGUAUCAAUAGUAGUUUAAUUAGUCGUGGGCAAAGCAAGAGCACAAUUUUAAUAAGGAAAUAUUGCAUUAUUUUACAUUUUAUUAGAAAUUUCUGUUAGAUAUUAAUAUGUUGAAAAUAAAAAAUUUAAUCGUACAUUUAAAAAACACAAGAAAUACUUCUUGUACUAGAUGUCCACAGUGCAAUUACUCAUUACAUCACAAUGGAAAAUUUACUGGAGAAAAAGAUAGAUUUAACGGCGUUACUGUUGAUUCUACAAAGUUACAAUGUAAAAAAGAAACAUUUUCGAAAAUUUUAGAUGAAUCACUAAAAAGUUGGAUUAUUGAAGGCAGAAGAUGUAUAUGGUUCAAGAUCAACAUAACUGAUUCGGCAUAUGUUCCUAUGUUAGCCCAAAAAGGUUUUAAUUUUCACCAUGCCAGAGAUGAUUUUGUGAUGAUGUACAAAUGGUUGCCCGUUGAUUCAGAGCCUAACUUGCCUCCGGCUUGUCACACAAAUCUGGGUGUAGGAGCAUUAGUAUUGAAUGGAAGAAAUCAGUUAUUAGCUAUAUCUGAAAAGCACUAUGAUUACCCACAUUGGAAACUUCCUGGUGGGUAUGUUGAAAGAGGUGAAGAUAUAGUAAAAGCUGCUCAAAGAGAAGUUAAAGAAGAGACAGGAGUUGACUCAGAAUUCUUAUCUUUAAUAACGUUCAGACAUACACACAAUAUGAUGUUUGGCAAUUCAGAUAUUUAUAUACUCCUGAUGAUGAAAGCUUUAUCGGAGAAAAUAACACUGUCCCUAAGAGAAGUACAAGAUUGCAAAUGGAUGAAUAUCGACGAGUACAAAAAUCAUCCACAUGUUCAUGAGUUCAACAAAUUGGUAAUCAAUCAAGCCUUGAUGCAUAAAAAUGACAAUUUAAAACUUGACAUACAAAAAAGAACUGUGAAAUGGUCGCAGUUUACGAGAGAGAUGAGCUACUUAAUCGUUGAAAAUUAUGACAAUAAAUAGUAUAUUUUAUUGUGUUAUAU
Messenger RNA from Vanessa atalanta (red admiral), 1092 nucleotides. RefSeq names its product nudix hydrolase 8-like. The transcript is spliced from 5 exons. The record is from RefSeq and is a predicted model, not a curated record. Gene Ontology annotation, molecular function: NADH pyrophosphatase activity; ADP-ribose diphosphatase activity; NAD binding. The coding region runs from base 197 to 1072 and encodes 291 amino acids. Lineage: Eukaryota; Metazoa; Arthropoda; Insecta; Lepidoptera; Nymphalidae.